Carcharodon carcharias (great white shark) is the source of this 4557-nucleotide messenger RNA. RefSeq names its product mitochondrial E3 ubiquitin protein ligase 1b (gene mul1). Gene Ontology annotation, molecular function: ubiquitin-protein transferase activity. Gene Ontology annotation, biological process: organelle organization; protein ubiquitination. Bases 22 to 1071 code for a protein of 349 amino acids. Gene Ontology annotation, cellular component: mitochondrion. The record is from RefSeq and is a predicted model, not a curated record. Lineage: Eukaryota; Metazoa; Chordata; Chondrichthyes; Lamniformes; Lamnidae. The transcript is spliced from 4 exons.
GGGCGGGGCCAGCGGGCCGCCAUGGAUGGCGCCGGGAAGCCGCUGUGGGUGGCGGCGGCCGCGGGCUCGGCCCUCACCGCCUUCUGCUACUCGGUUUACCGCCGCAAGCGGACCGCCGCCCGCACCCUGCAGGAAACUGCAACAUUUCCUUUAGAUCAAAAUCUCAAGAACAUUCUGUUAAAUGCACCAGGAAAAUGCCUCCCUUAUGCUGCGAUUGAAGGCGUGGUUAACCCUGUCAAAGAAACUCUCAAUAGCCAGUUUGUGGAUGGUUGCAAAGGAGUUAUACAACGACUUGUUUUACAGGAGCAUAAAAUGGUGUGGAAUCGAACUACCCACAUCUGGAAUGACUGUGAAAAGAUUAUUCAUCAAAGGACUAAUACUGUACCCUUUGACCUUGUGCCUACUGAUCGCAACCCUGGCUUAUCAGUUAGGGUGAUAAAGCCCUUAGAAUCAUCUGAACUAAACCUUGAAACUGUGUAUGAAAAGUUUCACCCUGCAGUACAAACUUUUACUGAUAUAAUUGGUCAUUACAUCAGUGGCGAACGGCCAAAAGGAAUCAAAGAGACUGAAGAAAUGCUGAGAGAUAAGGACAUAAUAACUGGGGUUGGAGAACUUGUAUUGGACAGUAACUUUAUUAAGCUACAGCCUCCAAAACAAGGCCUUCAGUACUACCUAAGUCGACUGGACUUUGAGUCUCUAGUUCGAAAGCAGGAGUCCAAGGUAAAGCUGUGGAAGAUCCUGACUAUGGUAUUCGGAAUUACAACUUGUGCAACCUUAUUUUUCAUAUUACGACGACAGUAUAAACGCUACAAAAUGGAACAAGAACAGUCCAUGCUGCAGAAAGAAAUGUUGGCAGUGAAGAAGCAACGUUUGCAGGAGCUUGACCUAACGGAGGACGAGGUCCCACAAAAUGCAUGUGCCAUUUGUCUGACCAGGGACAGGUCCUGUGUGUUUCUGGAGUGUGGACAUGUCUGCUCGUGUGCUGAUUGUUAUGAGGCCUUGCCUGUUCCUAAGAAUUGUCCCAUUUGUAGAAAUAACAUCUCCAGAAUAGUCCCAUUGUACAAUAGUUAAAUAUUUACAUUUUUUACAGCUCUUUCUAUAACGAAAAAGCUUGUCAUAGGAAAUUGUACUGCGGAUAGAGGAUAAAAACAAGUACAUGGGGGGGGGGGAAAUGUAGGAAUGUAUAUGUUUAGUAAAGUUAGUAACUAAUUUCUUUUUGGCUUUUUCCUUCUACGUUUUUCAUCUCCGGUGGUGGAUUAUCCUACGUUUGCUGAAAUGCAUUUAUGCCCAUUCUUGCAUAAUUAACAUUUAAAUCUCUUGCCUGCAUUCUGUGAGAGUAUAAGAAAUAGGAGCAGGAAUAGGCCAUUCAGCCCCUCGAGCCUACUCUGCUAUUCAGUAAGAUCAUGGGUGACCUGAUUGUGGCCUUAACUCCACUUUCCAGUCUGCUCGCCCCCCCUUGUUGGUCAAAAAUCCGUCUAACUCAGAAUUGAAUAAAUUCAAUGACCCAGCCUUCACUACUCACUGGGGGAAGAAAAUCAAAAGACUAACAAUCCUCUGAGACAAGAAGUUCCUCCUCAUCUCCACCUUAAAUGGGAGACCCCUUAGUUUGAAGCUGUCCCCGCUGUAGGUUCCCCACAAUGGAAAAUAUUCUCUCAGCAUCUACACUGUCAACCCCCUCAGAAUCUUUUAUGUUUCAAUAAGAUCACCUCUCAUUCUUCUAAACGCCCAAGUUUGGGCUUACCUGCUCGAUAUCUCCUCAAGACGAAUUCCUUAUCCUAGGAACCAGCCUAGUUAACCUUCUUUGACUGGUUCCAAAACAGGUACAAUGUUCCUCCAGUAAGGUGACCAACACUGUACACCGUACUCUCGGUGUGGUCUCAUCAGUGCCAUGUAUAGUUGCAGCAAGAAUUUCCUACUUUUUUUUAUAUUCCAUUCCCCUUGCAAUAAAGACCAACUUCCAUUUCCCUUCCCAGUUACUUGCUGUACCUGACUUUUUCAUGAUUCAUGUACAAGGACACCCAGAUCCCUGAGUACUGCAGCAUUUUGCAGUCAUUCUCUCUUUAAAUAAUAUUCUUCCUGCCAAAGUGAACAAUCUCACAUUUUCCCACAUUAUACUCCAUUGCUAAAUUUUUACUCACUUUGAAGACUCUUUGUAUCCUCCUCACAACUUGCUUUCCUACCUACCUUCAUAACAUCAGAAAAUUUGGCUACAGUACAGCCAGUCCCUUCAUCCAAGUCAUUAAAAUAGAUUGUAAAUAGUUGAGGUCCCAGCACUAAUCCCUGUAGCACUCCACUAGUUAGUUUGCCAACAUGAAAAUGAUUUAUUCGCCUGUUUCCUGUUGCCAUGCUAAUAUACACCACAAACACAUGGGGGAGGAUUCUUCCCUCGUCAGACAGGCUCAGCACGGGGGGCUCGUGAUUGAGGCCGGACCGCUAUUUCACACUGGCGGGCCAAUUAAGGCCUGCCCAGCGUGAAGUGCGAGCUGCAGCGCAGCCUGGUGGGGAGGAGGAGGAGGGCGAGUGUGAACUUUGUGCAUGUGUGCCAGAAAAGCUCCCUGAGGCACACACCUGCCUCGGGGAGAUGUACCGUUUAAACAUCAAAAAUAAAGAUUUUUAAAAUGUUAUGAAAAAUGUCCCCUCAUGUGACUGUCAGAAAUUAAAUCUAAAAAUUAUUUUGAUUUGAUGUUGGAAACCUCACCCUACGCGUGGAUGAGGUUUCCUAAAAAAUGCAAAGGCCGCUUGGCCUUUUCUCCUGCCCAUCAAUUGUAAGGUUGGAUGGACAGCAAAAGAUUUCUUUCAGUUACCUUCUCGAUGGCCUUAAAAGUCCUUUUAAUUUUCGGUGGGUGUGCUGCUGACUCCAGUGCACACCCGCCGACUGAAAUAUCGCACGAGUGUGCGAUGACAUUGGGCUGCUCGCCUGAGGUCAUCGCGUGUUUUAUGCUCGGUCAGGUCGGGCGCAUGUCCACCCAAUGAGCUAAAAGUUCUCCCCAUAAGCUCUUAUCUUGUGUAGUAACCUUUUAUAUGGCACCUUUAAUUAAUCUUGUUUUGUUACAUAUUACCAGGCCCAAAAUAUCCUAGCUCCUGUUAGGUUCCAGAACAUAUUGCUCUAAGGAAUUGUCCUGAAUAUUCUCUGUGAACACAUCUCCAGACUACCUUCUAUCAAUUUGAUUUGUCCAAUCUAGAUGAAGAUUAAAUUCUGCCAUGAUUAUGUCAGUACCUUCCUUGUAAGCCCCCAUCAUUUAUUGAUGUGUACUCUGUCCUCCUGUGUAACUACUGUUAGGGGACCUGUAAACUACCUCCACCAGUGAUUUCUUUCCUUUGCUAUUUCUUAUCUCUGCUCCAACUGAUUCUCCAUCUUGAUAUUUUGAACCAAGAUGAUUUAUCACUAUUUUGCUGAUUUCAAGAUGUAUUAACAGAGUUGCCCUGCCUCUUUUUCCUUUCUCCCUGUCCUUCUGAAAUAUCAAGUACUCUUGAAUAUUCAGAUCCCAACCUUGGUCACCUUGCAACCACAUAUCUGUAAUAGCUAUCAUAUCCUACUAUAUUUAUACUUGUGCUAUCAAUUCAUCCUUGUUAUGAAUGUUGGAAGCAUUCAGAUAAAGAGCCUUUAAUUCUGUCUUUUUACUGUUUUGCCUACUCUGACUUUAUUUGCUGGGGCACUGUUAUGUUUGUUCUGUCCCUUGUCACCAUUAUCCAUAUCGCUACCCUGCACUAUUGCCUUGUCCUUUCUCUUUAACUUUCCAAAUCUCCGUGCAUGUGAAAGACCCCCAUUAUUUAAUUUAAAGUCCUUUCUACAACCUUGGUUAUACAGCACUCUUCCCACCACAGUUCAGGUGAAGGCAAUCCCAGUAGUACAACUCUCUCUUUCCCCAGUAUGAUGCCGGUGCCCCAUGAGUUGAAACCCAUUUCUCCGAUGCCAUUCUUUGAGCUGUGCAUUUAACUCAGGCUUGCACUUUUAAAGUAGGCUUUUUAAGUGAAAUUAUGUUAUCUAUGACACAGUCUCAUGAUGUAAUUUGUGAAAUGCCCUAAUUCGCAGUGUUUUGUCCAAAAAUGAGAGGAGGAUCUGGGAAGGGCGAUUUGCAUUUGUACCUUUGGAAGCCAGGUAUCUCAUUCUGAUCGCAGGUUAAACACUUUUUUUUAUCCAGAAUCUAUUUUAAAAAGAGAAUCAUCAAGAUGGGCUUAGCAAUUGAUGUUACUGCACUACUAGCAUUUCAAUGAAUUAGUUUCUGAAUUAGUGUCAGCAGCAUCUGUAACAAUUGCUGGUAAUUUUGCUGAAUAUACUUGCUGAUUAAUCUGCUUUAGUAUGAACCAGACUGUUGUACAAUAAUGGGUUAAUCUACUGAAGUUACAUAAAGUACUCAAACUUGUGUAUUAUGCAUUUUGCCUGCAGUUUUGAUACAUUAUCCUGAUCUUAUUAAAGGAGGCAGCAUUGCUAAUGUUAGCUUGUAGCAGAAAUUCAAAGCGGUCUAUUUUUAAUAAUGCACUUUACUGUGUUUGUUUAUGGUACCUUGCCUUUCCUUCAUGUACUAUGUAUGAUAAAGUUGAUUCAUUUUGACACAA